AUGUGGAUCAGUGCAGGCUCUAGAGCAGCUCGGGAUCUGAUAAUUGUAUAUAGACUGGAGGGCAGCUAUUAUGGGUGGGAUAACACAGUGCGGAAACUUAUUGAUCUGGUCGAUGAUAAUGAAGUUUUGGAGUGGAAGUUGUGUCUGUACCGUCCUCUGAGAACAUGGAUCCGGGGAUCUGUCGCUCUGAUCGGUGAUGCGUGUCAUCCCAUGCUCCCGUAUGUUGCCCAAGGUGCUGCCCAGGCUGUGGAAGAUGCGGCCGCGCUCGGUGUAAUCUUGUCGGCUAUUUCAUCACGCGAGGAGAUUCCGCAUGCAUUGAGUGCUUAUGAAAGGUCCCGGAAAACGCGUGCCGAGACAGUGCAGCAGUCUGGAUCGAAGAAUCGAAUUACGUUACAUUUGCCAGAUGGGCCUGAGCAAAUGGCUCGAGACGCGCUGUUCAAGGCUUCGGGUAGCGGAAGUAACCCCGAUAAGUGGUCGGAUCGUAGGACACAAGAGUUUCUUUGGGGUUGGGAUGCAGAGAAGGCGGCGUUGGAUACUUGGAAUGGUAUGUUCCGUGAUUUCCUGGUGGUCAUGUCAUGUGCUAACUUGCGGACAGAAGAUCGAGGACAGACCAGGCUCAAUGCGAAUCUGUAG
Messenger RNA from Penicillium psychrosexuale, 633 nucleotides. Its product is annotated as putative salicylate hydroxylase. Lineage: Eukaryota; Fungi; Ascomycota; Eurotiomycetes; Eurotiales; Aspergillaceae. The record is from RefSeq and is a predicted model, not a curated record. Gene Ontology annotation, biological process: secondary metabolite biosynthetic process. The transcript has 3 exons. Gene Ontology annotation, molecular function: FAD binding; monooxygenase activity. The coding region runs from base 1 to 633 and encodes 210 amino acids.